UUGUUCUCGUCGUCACAAGAAUCGAUCUGCUGUCAGUUGAAAUCGAUCACGCUCUUCAAAAGAACGGAGCAUCGUUUCUGCAUGAAUUCGAACAAUAAAUUAAUCCCCACCUUCCAGAAGGAAAAAUCCCCCCCAAUUUCAAAAGCCCUAAUCGGAGAAAUCCAAUCGCGACGCCAAUGGAGAUAUUCGUAGUAACAUUCGGACACGAAUUCGCCAUAGAAAUAAGCAAUCAAGAACCAAUCCUCGAGAUCAAAAGAAAGGUCGAACAGUUCAUCGGCAUUCCCGUGGAAUCGCAAGCUCUCUCGAUUUACGGAUGCGAAUUAGUCGACGGACUCGACAUGGAGGAUUACGAAUUCAUCUCGGAAGGUUCGCGAAUCGAUCUUUCAAUCAACCAAAUCAUCGCACCGCCGAUUCUGAAUCUGCAAACAGCAAGCAAGAUUCCGAUCACCGUGAAAUUCUCCGGCCGGCAGAUAAACGUGGAGGUUGAUAUAACAGAGACGGUUCGCGGAUUGAAGGAGAAAAUCCAGACAAUCGACGGGACGCCGAUGCAAGGAAUGUCGUUGUUCCAUUCCGGAGUGGAAUUAGGCGACGAUUGCCGGAAUUUGAGCGAGUUUGGAAUCGGCGAAUUUUCUAAAGUGAUCGUGUUCGUGAAAACGAAGAGUCGUGUGAGCGAUUCGCCGUGGAGGAAUGUGAGUUUCGUGGUGCAGACGUCGUCGAGUUUGCUUAAUGCGGCGUGUAUUCCGAUGGAAAUGAAGGAUUCGACCACCGUCGGCGACGUGAGGGAACUGCUUUUGGCCGGAAAAGUUCUUCCGGACGACGAUUAUCUGUUCAUACACAAACAGAGGAUUAUGAGAGAUAAGUGUAGUUUAAGAUGGCAUGGGGUCGAAAAUGGCGAUUUUCUCUAUGUUUUUAAAGGCACCGUUAGCCCCGGUGAAUAUUGA
Momordica charantia (bitter melon) is the source of this 941-nucleotide messenger RNA. RefSeq names its product Ubiquitin-like superfamily protein. Gene Ontology annotation, molecular function: proteasome binding; polyubiquitin modification-dependent protein binding; ubiquitin binding. NCBI's taxonomy places the organism in Eukaryota, Viridiplantae, Streptophyta, Magnoliopsida, Cucurbitales, Cucurbitaceae. The record is from RefSeq and is a predicted model, not a curated record. Gene Ontology annotation, cellular component: nucleoplasm; cytosol. Gene Ontology annotation, biological process: proteasome-mediated ubiquitin-dependent protein catabolic process.